CAGCCAUGCAGCAGGUCCUGGAUAACCUUACUGAUCUGCCGACAUCAACAGGCGCUGAAGAAAUAGACCUGAUUUUUCUUAAAGGAAUUAUGGAAAACCCUAUUGUAAGAUCACUUGCUAAGGCUCAUGAGCGACUAGAAGAUUCUAAACUUGAGGCUGUCAGUGACAACAACCUGGAGCUGGUGAAUGAAAUUCUUGAAGACAUCAGUCCCUUAAUAAACAAAGAUGAAAAUAUAGCAGAAUUGGUUGGAAUACUCAAGGAGCCUCAUUUUCAGUCACUCUUGGAAGCACAUGAUAUUGUGGCUUCAAAAUGUUACGAUUCCCCUCCUUCUAGCCCAGAAGUCAAUAAUUCUUCAGUGAACAAUCAGAUUGUUCCAGUAGAUGCUAUUCGUAUUCUUGGCAUUCACAAAAGAGCAGGAGAGCCACUGGGUGUUACAUUUAGAGUUGAGAACAAUGAUCUGGUAAUAGCACGAAUUCUUCAUGGCGGAAUGAUAGAUCGACAAGGUCUUCUGCAUGUAGGUGACAUUAUUAAAGAGGUGAAUGGCCAUGAGGUUGGAAACAAUCCAAAAGAAUUGCAGGAACUGCUGAAAAAUAUUAGUGGCAGUGUUACUCUGAAGAUUCUCCCCAGCUACAGAGAUGCUGUUAUUCCUCAACAGGUUUUUGUGAAGUGUCAUUUUGAUUAUAAUCCAUAUAACGACAACCUCAUCCCAUGCAAAGAAGCAGGUUUGAAAUUUUCUAAAGGAGAAAUUCUUCAGAUUGUAAACCGGGAAGAUCCAAAUUGGUGGCAGGCUAGUCAUGUCAAAGAAGGAGGAAGUGCAGGGCUUAUUCCUAGCCAGUUCCUGGAAGAGAAGAGAAAGGCCUUUGUUAGGAGGGACUGGGACAACUCAGGGCCUUUCUGCGGAACAAUAAGCAGCAAAAAAAAGAAAAAGAUGAUGUAUCUCACUACAAGAAAUGCAGAAUUUGAUCGUCAUGAAAUCCAGAUAUAUGAGGAAGUAGCCAAAAUGCCUCCUUUUCAGAGGAAAACACUGGUCUUAAUUGGGGCCCAAGGAGUGGGGCGAAGAAGUUUGAAGAACAGGUUUAUAGUACUGAAUCCUACUAGGUUUGGAACUACAGUGCCAUUUACUUCACGAAAGCCAAGGGAUGAUGAAAAGGAUGGGCAAGCGUACAGAUUUGUGUCACGAGGUGAAAUGGAGAUGGAUAUUAAAGCUGGCAGAUAUUUAGAGCAUGGAGAAUAUGAAGGAAAUCUUUAUGGCACCAAAAUUGAUUCCAUCCUUGAAGUUGUUCAGACAGGAAGGACCUGCAUCUUGGAUGUGAAUCCACAGGCCCUGAAAAUACUGAGGACUUCAGAAUUCAUGCCCUAUGUAGUGUUUAUUGCUGCUCCAGAGUUGGAGACUUUGCGUGCUAUGCACAAGGCUGUGGUAGAUGCUGGAAUUACAACCAAACUUCUCACUGACACUGAUUUGAAAAAAACAGUGGAUGAAAGUGCACGGAUCCAGAGAGCGUACAACCACUAUUUUGAUCUGACCAUUGUAAAUGACAACCUGGACAAAGCCUUUGAGAAGCUACAGACUGCUAUCGAGAGACUGAGGCUGGAACCACAGUGGGUCCCAAUUAGCUGGGUAUAUUAGAUUUCUCAAGAGGAGCUUAAGUAACAAAUAAAAUCAACUGCAGCAAAUAUGCUAAUGUGACGUUGUGUAGAUACCGACGAUAACCUACGGCACCUGUGCAUUUUUACUCUGUGUAUAUUCAAAAGUACACUAUUCUGAAUUUUUAUAAAAAUGUUGAAGGGAAAGUGUACUUAAAUAUGUAAUUUAUUUUAAUUUUUCUAACUUUUUACAGAUAACCUUUCUAUUCAUAUCACAUGAAGGAAAUGCGUUUAAGCAUUUUUAUAUGUUUUGAUUUAGUACCUUUGCCUUUUUCAUCUAAGAAACUUUCAAUCGUUCACUUCAACAUUUACGUCUUGGUCUUACAUUUUCACUGUGAUUAAAAAAGAGAUACUUGAAACAAUUUUUGUAAAACUUGUUAACGUUAGUGUUCAACCCAUCAAAAGUCUAUAGCUCUUAUUAGGAAAGAACACUUACUUCCUUGGGGUUUCCUUUUUUCUUCCUUAAAAAAAUAAUAAUUUCAUGGGAGCAGAAUUUUAAAUAUUAAAAGCAGCAACCAACACACAGCUCCAUUUUCAGCUUAAUGUUGGCGCAUUCUUGACGUUUCACAAAUUUUUGAUGUCCCUUGAUUUAGACAACUGUUGUGUAGGUUUCCUUAUACGU
Messenger RNA from Fulmarus glacialis (Northern fulmar), 2267 nucleotides. RefSeq names its product membrane protein, palmitoylated 6 (MAGUK p55 subfamily member 6) (gene PALS2). Gene Ontology annotation, molecular function: protein binding. NCBI's taxonomy places the organism in Eukaryota, Metazoa, Chordata, Aves, Procellariiformes, Procellariidae. The record is from RefSeq and is a predicted model, not a curated record. Gene Ontology annotation, cellular component: cell-cell junction; plasma membrane. The transcript has 11 exons. Bases 6 to 1628 code for a protein of 540 amino acids.